AUGGACCAUUCUACUGCCGCCCAGCGGGUUAGGGCAGUUGUUAUGGGGUUUGUAACCGCACCUGGUGGAGGGGUGGAGGAGCGAGGCCACCUGGGUUCUGAGCCUGAGGAUGUCCCCGCGACUUUAGGAGAGGAUGGAUCUGAGGCCGACUAUAUUCAUUGUCCGGAGAUCUGUCUCCUUUAUGAGACCCGAUUAUCUGGUGAGGGGCUCAGCCGGCUGAGGCGGCGUAUGGAAAGGGAUUGGGAGACCUAUGCAGUUGAUUCCCAGGGGUUGUCGGGAGGGAUUUUGGUUCUGUGGAGGCGGGGUGUGGCGACGAUUGAUGUCUUCCACAACUGCUCUCAACAAGUAAUCAUGGUCAUAUCAACACCCGACGCUGCUCCAUGGGUUCUGUGUGGUGUAUAUGCUAGCACGGAUCACCGGGUCAGGAGGAUCCUUUGGCAGGAGAUUACCGAUCUGACCGCCCAGGGUAUUCCGGCGGUAGUGAUUGGUGAUUUUAACUGUAUUCUGAGUCAGGAUGAGAAGCGGGGGGCGCUGCCUUCACGGAUCGAGUGGACAGGAGGGAGUUCCUCUUGGGAUAUUGUUCGCGAUGCGUGGCGGAUUCCUGUGCAUGGCGAUCCCAUGCAACAGGUCUCACGCAAACUCGAGUUGACCAAAAGACGCCUUCGUCGAUGGAAUCGUGUGGUUGUGGGUGAUAUCUUCCGGCGACUGGAGGGCGUAGAGUCCUCGAUCGCCGAGCUGCAAAGGAAGGAAGAUUUAGGAGGUACGCUCCCAGAGGUUGAUAUGGCUGAUCUCCGGGGAUUGCUCGCAACCCACCACUCGUUGUUACGUCAACAUGAGAUCUUCUGGCGUCAGAAAUCUCGCGUGCAGUGGGUUAGCGAGGGGGAUCGUAAUACUAGAUUCUUCCAUCGGUCUACUAUCAUACGGAGACGGAGGAGCAUGAUUCACUCUCUGCGAGAUGGGUCCGGACACCGGGUAGAGAGCGAGCCUGCUAUCCGCCAGUCCUUACUUGACUUUUUCCGCACUAGAUGGACGGUGGAUGAGGAGGCCAGCGAUGGGGACCGCCCGCUGAGGGUGGAUGUGGGCAUUCGUGAUGUCGAGAGUGUAGCCUUGGCCGGUGUCGACGUUGGAGGUACAGGAGGCAGUCUGGGACAAGGCCCCGGGACCUGA
Phoenix dactylifera (date palm) is the source of this 1167-nucleotide messenger RNA. The record is from RefSeq and is a predicted model, not a curated record. Lineage: Eukaryota; Viridiplantae; Streptophyta; Magnoliopsida; Arecales; Arecaceae.